AUGCUGCCACAAGACGUGGACCUCUCAAAGCUGGCGGUGCUCGAAGUUGAGACAUCUGUAAAUGCUGCGUCCGUCUUUCCGGCUGACUUCUGUAUCGCCGGUGCGGACCCCGAAGGUUUGCCUGCCGCAGCGCAUGUCACGCCAGGUUACCUGGUGGCAGCCUUCGCAGACUCUCCGUAUGAUGCGUCAGAUGCUCUUUGGACGUUGAGCCGAUGUUGGUGGUCGCUAAUCAAGGCAACAACCAGCCUGGUUACCCUGGUCUUCAUCACGGCCUUGGGUGGAAGCGGAGAGGCGGCGGAUGCCGGAGAUGAGAACAGCUACCUGGAGUUGCACCGCCAGUGUUUGAUGCAGUCCCCUGCACCUCUGAUCUUUGCUGCCCAGCGCGUUGCUGGAGGCAGCAGAAGACCCCGUCUGCUUGGUGGCUGGAACGUUUCCAAGUCGCAGAGAGACAAGGCCGCGGAGUGGAUGAACCCACGUGAAUGGGGAUGGAACGGGGGAGGCGGCGAAGGUGGCUGGAACCACCAGGGCGCGCCUCGAGGCAGAAGGAAGCGGGAUGGCUACGAUGGAUAUGAGCAGGCCUGGCCUGAAGAAGACUGGUCUCAGUGGGACGGUGAGUCAGAGGACCACUUACUGGAGAGCGUCCAGGAGUUUCUGUCGACAGGUCCCAAAGAGGUUCAGGAGUUGGCCUCCGUGUUCGCCGGCCGCUUCAACGCAGUGGUCCGAGCUGAUCCUCGGAGUGGCUACAGCCAUGAAAGAAAAAACGAUGGUAGUUUCAAAAAGUGGCUACUUGGUGCCGGCUUCGAGGCGAGCGCACUCUUCGACCGGAACAAGUGCCUGAUUUCAUUGCCGUAUUCAAAGCGGACGACCCGUGGCACCAGAGGUGGGAGGAAGAAUCGUGGUGGUGACCGGGGAGGUGCAGAGCACAUCGAUGCGGAGCAGGAUUACUUCGAUGCUCCGCAGGGAAUGUAUUCACGUGACGGACCCGGCAGAAGAGGUCCUGGCCCACCACCGAAGUGGUGA
This is a messenger RNA of Symbiodinium sp. CCMP2456, 1020 nucleotides long. Lineage: Eukaryota; Dinophyceae; Suessiales; Symbiodiniaceae. The record is from the annotation of a GenBank genome assembly.